Messenger RNA from Zingiber officinale, 422 nucleotides. RefSeq names its product probable calcium-binding protein CML35. The transcript has a single exon. The coding region runs from base 40 to 339 and encodes 99 amino acids. NCBI's taxonomy places the organism in Eukaryota, Viridiplantae, Streptophyta, Magnoliopsida, Zingiberales, Zingiberaceae. Gene Ontology annotation, molecular function: calcium ion binding. The record is from RefSeq and is a predicted model, not a curated record.
GCUUCCUGCUUGUUACUAAAACUGCAACAUUGCAGGAAUAUGGCCAUCAAGCCCAACGGGUACGCCGGCGGCAAGUCCUUAGUCGAGGACGUCGUCACGGUGGAAGAGUUCAAAGAGUGGCUGAGGAGGUUUGACGUCGACAAGGAUGGUCGGAUAAGCGGCGAGGAGCUGCGAAGGGCGAUCACCAGCAUCUUCGGGCGUCUCAAAGGUUGGAGCAUGGGGAAGCGAGGGAUCAGGUAUGCCGACGCCAACGGAGAUGGCUUCAUCGGCGCGGAUGAGAUGGACAAAUUGAUAGAGUUUGCUCGGGUGCAGUUGGCUCUCAGGAUCGUGUGUAACUAACUUAACUUGCAUGCUUUUAGCCUAAUUAAUAGGCGUGCCGCCGUGUACAAGAUGACGAUGGAAGAAGCUUAAAGUUAUAAUUG